Messenger RNA from Ostreococcus lucimarinus CCE9901, 522 nucleotides. RefSeq lists its product with no specific name. Lineage: Eukaryota; Viridiplantae; Chlorophyta; Mamiellophyceae; Mamiellales; Bathycoccaceae. The transcript has a single exon. The coding region runs from base 1 to 522 and encodes 173 amino acids. The record is from RefSeq and is a predicted model, not a curated record.
AUGCUCGUCGAUCUCACGUCGCCCGCGCCCGCGCGCGCGUCGGAAGGCGCGGACGACGACGCUCGAAGCGCGCGACGCGCGUCGGCGGCGACGCGGCGCGCGCGCGCGACGCGCGAGGGCGAGGAGGAGGACGACGACGUGGUGCUCGUCGAGGCGUCGAAGACGAAGCGGCGACGCGCGUCGCUGGACGUCGUCGUCACGGGAGAGGCGACGCGGACGCGAGCGACGAACGCGCGCGAGGUGGGGGGGGCGCGCGCGCGCGCGCGGGCGGCGGCGCGGGCGGCGGCGGUGCGAGGGACGACGACGACGACGAAGGCGGCGACGACGGCGAACGCGAACGGGAACGCGAACGCGCGAGGACGGUGCGCGGUGUGCCUGGACGAUUACGUGAACGCGACGACGACGAGGUGUGGACACGUGUUCUGCGCGCGGUGCGUGCGAGCGGCGAUCGAGCACAGCGGGACGUGCCCGACGUGUCGGAAAAAGGUGACGAGGGCGCAGUGUCAUCGCGUGUUUCUGUGA